Morus notabilis is the source of this 585-nucleotide messenger RNA. RefSeq lists its product as uncharacterized. Bases 1 to 585 code for a protein of 194 amino acids. Gene Ontology annotation, molecular function: zinc ion binding. The record is from RefSeq and is a predicted model, not a curated record. The transcript has a single exon. Lineage: Eukaryota; Viridiplantae; Streptophyta; Magnoliopsida; Rosales; Moraceae.
AUGUCUGAGCCAGUUAAUGCAAUGCUCAAAGAUGUUCGAGAUUAUCCUGUCAUUACCCUCUUUAAUUUUAUACAAGCGAAGAUGUCAGAGUGGUUUAAUAACAGGCGGGUUGAAGCUUCUAAAACUAAAACAUUAUUAAAGCCAAGUGUGGAAAAAACUCUUCGUGAGAGGCACAACAAAGCGGGAUUUCUAACGGCCACAAGACUUAAUACUGUUGAGUUCCAAGUGACAGGUGGAGAGGCCACUGCAAUUGUCAACAUUGGAGCGAAGAGUUGCACUUGUCGUGUGUUCGACCUUGAGCAGAUACCAUGUGAGCAUGCAAUAUCAUGUUGUAGAGAAGUAGGAAUGUCACUCUAUGAUUUAUGCUCAAAAUACUACAGGACAGAAGCUUGGGCUCUUGCGUAUGCUGAGACAAUCUAUCCUGUGCCGGAUACUUUGCAAUGGGAUAUUCCGAAUCACGUAAAGGAAGUUUACCUUCUUCCACCGCGAGUUGUAACAAAGAGGGGCAGGCCAAAGCAAAAACGCAUUCCCAGCAUAGGUGAGUUCACACGAAGACAGAAUCGAUGUGCUAGGUGUGGAAUAUAG